CCAGCUGCUUCGCUCAUGUAUGCGUCUUGGUCACAGUGAAAUUUUUAGUCCAUCUCGACCUGAAUGAAGUGUGUCUGCUCCUUCUGCGCUCAGCGUCGACCCGUGCAUGCGAUGAGUUGAAGGGAGACAGCAAGGCUCGCCUUCCUCAUCCUUACACACCACAUCAUGCACACUUGAUUGGAUUGUAUGCACAGCACAUUCUAGCCCUGCACCUGCCCACCAGCCAGCUAGUUAGGAAACGGAAAGAAACACAAUCUCCUGGCUGUACUGAAGCAACAUCCUCUCUGUCGCGUGCCGAUCCCUUCUGCCGGCCCGCCCGCACGGCGAACACCAAGCACUCAUUUCUGCCCGACACUCGCCAUACGCGCCUACAGAGAAAAGGGAGCAGUACGACACGGCAGCGAAGAGAGAGGUGAGGAACAAAGGUAGGAUCACGCUUCACGCAGACACGGUGGGUCCCCACUACAAAAAGGCGACACCUCCCAGACACGUCACGAGCCCCUGGCCUUGUCUGUCAGCAGCAGCGGCUCAAUGAACUCCCACAGCAGCCGAUUCACCUCUGCGGGCCUCUCCAACAUGCAGUUGUGGCUCGUGCCCUCAACAACCUGCACACACACAGACAGACAUGUCCAUGUCCAUGCGCUUCUGUCUGUCUGUCUGUCUGUCUGGUCACCGACCUUGUGUGUGGCUGAGCCGCCCAGGUCUUUAUUGAGCUGCUCUGCCCCACUGACGGGCGUGAUGGGGUCUGUUUCGCCGGUCAGCAGCAACACUGACGGCUGCACUUCCAACCCACGAUACGACUCGAUGCCUGCACACGCCCACACGCACACACACACACAGAGAGAGAGAGAGAGAGAGCCAUCCAGAUCCACGGGGGCAUUCACAGAAACGUUGCACACGGGUCUGUAUGGUUGCUUCCUGACCUUGAUCGAUUCCCUGCUGCAUCGACGGCCCCACCCAGCCCUUGACCAUCCCCUUGAUCACAAACAUGGGGUUCAGCGACGUCACCUCGUUCUCAGACGCUAUAACCACCCUCUCCGUGUCAGGAUGGAACAGACUCCUGUUGCUCGCGUCGCGAAACAUCGGCCGGACCAGCUCCAGCACCGCCACCGGCAGAUUCAGCAUGAUGGCCGGCGGCUGAGAAGCGUGACGCGACGCGCCGAUCAACACAAGCCCGUUGACGGCCAUACGGCUGCCCUUGCCCUUCCCCUCUUGGUGGAGCGUUUGCAUCACCCUGAGAGCGUGCUGGCAGCCGUACGAGUGGCCAACGAUGACCGUCGCGCCCUUGCAGAACAGCUGGUAGACAGCCAGGCAGACACCCGCCAGCCUCUCGGCGGAGUAGUGGUCGAAAGAAUCGGUCGGUUUGUCGCUCUCCCCAGCGCCCGGGAGGUCUGGCGCCACUACUCGCAGGCCCCUCUCAGCCAGGAAGUCUACCUGGUGCUUGAACUGGGCUGCCCGGCCGCCCAUGCCGUGCAGGAAAAGGACAGUCAUCUUGGCCUCUUCAGGCCCUUCCAGGAUGACUCGAAGGCCGUAGUUGAGAAUGGUGAAGCGUUUGUUGCCGUAGCGGGCACGCUCUGCGGCGAGGGUGGGCGGGAGAGAUCCAGCAGCAUCGGCAGCAGGCGAUGAUGAAGUGCCGCCCAUGAUAGGUGCGAGCAGGAGGAAACAGCUCAAUAACGGUCCCUUUUCGAAAAAAGCGUGGCAGAUCUGCC
Molecule: messenger RNA, 1709 nt
Organism: Vitrella brassicaformis
Lineage: Eukaryota; Vitrellaceae
Source: the annotation of a GenBank genome assembly